AUGGCGGAGCCCCAUCUUCUCCCCCGACGUUCCUCGUCCCUAGCUUCUUCCGGGUCGACCAGGAGCCAAAGGGCUAGAUCAUUGCGCCCACAGGCGCAUAAGCGACAUUCGACUUCCUCAAAUAACACGACCGACUUGACGUCCUUCCCCUCGCUUUCCCCACCCGACCACACCCCCACCUUGACACGAGGCUUAACGAAUACGUUGAUGGAGAGCGAGGAUGCAGACAAGCCAAAAGAUACCGGUCGUGGGCGCAAGGCCACUUUGGCAAAGCUGACAACCGGUGUCUCUCAUACAGGCCGGGCAGCUCUGUUUGACGAUUCUGUUCCAACCCACGAUAUCCCUGGAGCCCUUCAUUUGGCCGACGACGCACCCAUUGAGAGAUUGAUCGCAAGUACCGGGGCCGUGAAAAUAGUGAGGCAGUUCGCUCGCGACCUGGCUCAACGGGAUGCAGAAAUCUCGGCUUUGAGACAGCGUGCCGACGCCAGAGAGCGAGAGUUGAAGCGCAUGCUCCGUGAAGUCUCCGUAUCCAACCAGGAUAUCGAACGCCGUCUGUAUCAAUCCGAAAAUACACUAGACGAUCGCACCUCGGAUGGGGAGAGUAGCCACAGUGGUGAUCAAGCCUCUCAGCAUUCGUCGGGACUGAACGGACUCAUGUCUCAAGCUAUGACAGAUGCGGUAGGAUCUCAGGACGGGGAUACGCAGGUGUUACCUGAUCAUUUGGCCACCAUUCGAGCGCAACGGUCUGACAGUGACGCUCGCUCAGACCUUGGCCCUAACCGAAAGCGACAAGGGUCUCUUCGUGGCUGGCAGGAGUACUUGUUUGGUUCAACCAACCCAAGCCGGAAGACAAGCCGGGCGAGCAGCAUCAUAAGUGACAUGAAAGAGGUGGACGAGGAAACUCCGGAAGGUUUUCGAGCACCAAUCAACCCUUCGGUUCGACGCAAAGGGCUCGAUGAUCAAUUGUUCCAGCCUCCCAGCGGGCUUCCGGUGAGCGAGGCUACUGGAAAACGUCUUGCUGCUACCAACGGUGACGAUUCAAGCAUUCAUUCACGCAAGUCUUCACGCUCGCUUGGCUCGUGGACUGUGAAAUUAUUUGCCGGCAAUUCGCAAGCAAAGGACAAUAGCGACACCGAGAGCAUUCGAAGUAAGGCAGCAGCCGAUCAGAAUAUUCCCUCUGGAACCUCCAAGGGAGGAAUGACUGCGGUUGCUGCGCUGAAGCAAAUCAACAGCAACACCAAUGUUCCAUCAUUAAGAUCCAACGGCGGAGCAAACUCCAUAUCCAAGAUGAAUCCUCCAAAUCGAAGAAGCGUCGCAGCGGGAAGUGUGUCACAGGGUGCAACACCUGAUGGCGCAGCGAGCUCGACUAAUCUUGGCCCCGUCGAAAUGGAUGCUAUCUUACCCCUGGAAUCGCGCCCUCCUACUCUUGCGCCUAUCUACAAUAAAUCUCAGUCUGGCGAAUUUCUUACAGAUAGGUUUGGGUUUAUUUAUGACCAGCGCCGAAAGCGACGCCAAAGAGAAGCUACCACCGCAAAGCCCGCCAAGCCUACUUUGAGUAUUGCGGAGACACUCGGAAACCUUCGCAGUGAUUCAUCAGACGAGGAUGAUGAUAAACCCGCAUCGAUCAAAACUCCGACCUCUCCUACCUUCUCGCCUGACGACCCCGAGGGCGGAUCAGUUGGACUGCGUCGCUGGCAAGAUUACUUGAAAAUCCCAUCUCGCCCCACAGAGUUGCUUUCUCAUACGCCUUCAGCUGCUCCGAUUGUAUCCCUGACCGAUGCAGCGGAAAGUCGCCCGCACAGCUCUUCCGUGUCGACGGAUAAAGGCUUGUCGGUCAACCCCAGUCCUCAGCCAUCUGCAACCACCUCGGCCGUCACUGCUGAUCGUCCCGAGUUUUCUGGAACUGGUUCCAAUGACGCUGCUGGUCUAUCUAUGAGCAGGGCAGGUGCUGCUGAGACUGAGCCUGUCAAGUUACUCUUGGAGCAGCUCACUGAUCUCCAUGAUACAUUGCAGCGGGAUCGCACUGUGCGGUGGAAUGAAUUUCUUCGGAAAGUCCGUGCCGAGCGUCGAAAAGAAGGCGAAGCUGCCGCAGCAGCGUCUUCUGAUCGAACCGUCACUAUAGUGGACACGCCGGAAGCAACUCUCACCGAUGGCGAAGUUGUUGGGAUUGCAGGACUGGGAAACAAGGGCAAAGUCGGACGUGCUAAGUGGCGCGAAUUCCGCACGCUUGUUCUUGGUGGAAUCCCUGUAGCCCUGAGGGCCAAGGUCUGGUCUGAAUGCAGCGGGGCCUCCGCUAUGCGCAUCCCAGGAUAUUACGAUGAUCUUGUUCGCGGAGUUGGAGGAACCGAGCCAGACUCCACCGUUGUGGCGCAGAUUGACAUGGACAUUCGGCGCACCUUGACCGAUAAUGUCUUCUUUCGCAAAGGGCCUGGCGUCGACAAGCUCAAGGAGGUGCUUUUGGCAUACUCACGCCGCAAUCCGGAGGUUGGGUACUGCCAAGGCAUGAAUCUCAUUGCCGCGUCCCUUUUGCUCAUCAUGCCUACGGCUGAAGAUGCAUUCUGGAUCUUGGUAUCGAUGAUCGAAAUCAUCCUUCCCCAGCAUUACUAUGAUCACGGUCUACUAGCGUCUCGCGCUGAUCAAGUCGUGUUGCGGCAAUACAUCUCCGAGCUGUUACCUAAGCUCUCGGCUCACUUGGAGAACCUAGGCAUUGAAUUGGAAGCGCUGACUUUCCAAUGGUUUUUGUCUGUCUUCACGGACUGUCUCUCCGCGGAAGCUCUGUACCGGGUCUGGGAUGUGGUUCUCUGCCUCAAUGUGACGAGCUCCAUCACCCCUAAUGGUGUCAAAGAUGGAAGUGACAAAGCUACCCCAACACCCGAAGAUCUUGGCUCCGGCAGUGGUGGUGGUAGUACGUUCCUGUUUCAAGUGGCCUUGGCACUGUUGAAGCUCAAUGAGCCACAACUACUUACCACUUGCUCGACACCUGCUGCGCUAUACACCUACAUCAAUCACCAAAUGACCAACCACGCCAUCAGCAUCGAUGGACUGAUUCACGCCAGUGAGGCGCUGCGAAACAUGGUACGACGAGAAGAUGUUGUUUCUCGUCGCGCCGUGGCUCUCCGCGAGAUGCGUGAAUUUGGCGGCCAUUGA
This is a messenger RNA of Penicillium pulvis, 3147 nucleotides long. Its product is annotated as TBC domain-containing protein. The record is from RefSeq and is a predicted model, not a curated record. Bases 1 to 3147 code for a protein of 1048 amino acids. The transcript has a single exon. Lineage: Eukaryota; Fungi; Ascomycota; Eurotiomycetes; Eurotiales; Aspergillaceae.